GAAAUGUUCUUUAUGUUUUAGGAUCUAGAUCCAUCUAGUGCCUUUGUCUCAGUUGUGGCAAAAAAGCAUCGUAAGCAAAUUCCAGGAUUACAACUUAAGCAAGACAUUGUCCUCGAUAUUAAUAAUCACUAUUCGCCGGACUUGCCAUCGGAUAAUGAAGAAGAUCCUGAGAUAAUUAUUUUAAAAAGCAGACAGAUAGCAUUGGAAGGAAAUGCCAAAGCUAAUGAGGGGCGCUAUUCUGAAGCUGUUGAGUUAUUUUCAGAAUCAAUUAAAUUAGAUCCUUCUGAUCAUAGGUUUUAUGGAAACCGUUCUUAUUGUUAUGAUCGCCUUGGAAUGUUUGAUAAAGCAUUAAAAGAUGCAGAAAAAUCAAUUAAACUUUGUCCAGUGUGGCCUAAAGGUUAUUUUCGGAAAGGUAGAGCUUUAUUGGGUCAGAAAAAAUAUGCUGCAGCUGAAAAAUUUUUUGUUGAAGUUCUAAAACUGGACAAUGAUUGUGAAGAUGCUAUAUCUGAAUUGCGUAAAGCAAAGCUGUUGCAAAUCAUGGAGAAAGGAUUUACAAAAGAAGUUGCUGAGGAAUCCCUGUCAAGGCAUGGCUCAGUUGCAGAGGCUCUGGCAAGUUUGCUCUCCAGCGGAGUAUCAAGAAUUCAAGUCAGAGACGAUUUAGAUAUCUUCAUUUCUGAUGAUGAAAUUGAAAAUAUAGAUAAGACUCCACCAAAACCUAAGCCAAAGCCUCCUACUCCACAUCUGACUCCAUCCGCUACUCAAUCACCCUACUAUGACAUCAAAAGAGACCCUAAAAAUCCUGAAGGACAUAACUCUAUAUGGAUUGGGAAUGUUCAACCGGAUGUCACUGAAAAAAAAUUAACUACAAUGUUUGGGAAAUAUGGUGAAUUAAUAAGUGUGAAAGCAAUCCCUGAAAAGUUUUGUGCCUUUGUCAAUUAUAAGAGUAAAGCAUCUCCAGGAAAAGCUAUGCAAGCCCUUCAGGGAUAUGAGUUGAGUGGAUAUAAUUUAGUGAUACGGUUUCCUAACUUGCCAGGGGAAACUGCUGCCCCAGCUGCACCUACAGCUGUAAAGAAGAAACCAGGAGUUAUUGGUCAAGAAGUUAAGAAAAUGGGUCCAGUUAAUGGCAAUGAAUGCUAUUUCUGGCGAACAACUGGUUGUGUUUACGGUGAGGUCUGUAGAUACAAGCAUAUAAAGGAACACAAGGGUAUUGAUAAGAAAGGCUGGCAAGUGACAUGAAGAAUUAGUAAAAUUAAAUAAACAAUCUGUUUUAAUUGUAGGAGGUUUCACAAAAUGUUAACAGAUAAAUUUCUUGUUGAACUAAAUUAAUAAUUGUUUUUUUCGUAAUGCCCAAAUUUUAGGAAUUCCUUUUUUCAAAUAUUUUGCUUAAAUUCUUGCAAUUAGUAAUAUCUUGACUAUUUAUUAAAAAGUGCUAUAAAUGUAAAAAUAGUGUUUAUAGGAUUAACUCCUUAGUUUUUAUAGGAUCCAAUCCUUAAUAAUUUCUCUGAUUUUUCUUUUUUAAAUUAUGUGAUGUUAUGUGUUGUUCAAAGAAUGAUUUACUUAUGAUUCCAACAUGAUUAUUUAUAAAACUAUUUGUAAGGUCAAAUCUUCAAUAUUUAAAAUAUUUUAAAAUGAUAAGCUUUUUAGCAUUGUUAAAUUACUGACCUUAAAUGUAACACUUGUAACUUAAUUUAAAUCAACAUCACAAUUUUUAAAAAAUUAGAUUUAUGUUAUUUAAAUAAAUUAUUAAAAAAAUGAGAAAAAAAUCUUUUAGCAGAAUUACAUAUAAAUUGUUAUCUAAGUUGAAGAUUUUUUUCUAAGAAUGUGUUUAAGAAUUUUUUAUUAUUAUAUUCCUUAUUAGUUAUCCUAAUUUUUUUAUUUUGUACUCUUAAUUUUGAGGGGAAAUGUUAAUCAAAAGUUGAAAUUAACAUUUUUAAAUUGCAUUUGAAUAUUUUUAAAUUUUAAAAACUGCUAACAUUUUGUGAACUCCCCUAUGCUAGAAAGAAUGGACUAUUUUAAAUAUAUUUUUAUACUGUGUACUUUUAUUACAUUUUCUAUGGGAUCAUUUUAGCUACCUAGAAAUAUUUCUUCUUAAGAGCUUUGCCUUUAUUUUGUUUCAGAUUAUUCUAUGUUCUAAAGAGGACAUAUCAUAUUUGUAUGUGUACUGUGAUCUAUUUAUACAGAACUCAACAUAUAUAACAUUUUAAUAAGGUCACAGAACAAUUUAUUUACUUUAUAUACAGUUUAAUUCUUAUGCUAUUACUAUAUUUAAACUGGAUGAUUUCUAAGAUUUUUGAUUUCUCUAACUUCAGGUAAUAAAAUUGUGAAAAUUCAAUACUCUUAUUUGAUAUUGAAUUUUUAAUGUUUUUUGAUAUAUUUUAUUCAAUAUUCAACUGUUGAAUUUUCCUAUGAUUUUAGAAUCAAUUCAGAUAUUAUGUAAUCUCUAGGAAAGGGAAAGUGGCUUUUUCUCUUACAUUAUAUGAAUAAUUACAGUAUAUGAAUUCAAUGGAAAAAUCAUAUUUUUUAAAGAUAUUUUAUUCAUAAAAAUAUUUUUUGAAAAGUUUUUUUUCUUCUUAACUAUCAUAUUUUAAUUUCUAUAAUUAUUUGAUUAAGAGACCCAUAACACAUGUUUGCUAGUAAAAAUCAAUAAAAUUUAUGACAAUAACAAACCACUUUUUAACUGAAAUGAAUUAAAAAAAAUUUUUUAAGCAAUAAGUAAGUCUCCUAUGUAAUGAAAAUAAUUUUCCUUAAGUGUACAGCUUGACAAUUCGUUUGCAUAAUAUUUGAGUGAUUUCUAACACACUUAAAAAUGAGCUAAAUACAGUAAGGAACCGAUUAUCCGGAACGAUCGAGACCA
Molecule: messenger RNA, 2854 nt
Organism: Parasteatoda tepidariorum (common house spider)
Lineage: Eukaryota; Metazoa; Arthropoda; Arachnida; Araneae; Theridiidae
Source: RefSeq, a predicted model, not a curated record